This is a messenger RNA of Brassicogethes aeneus, 468 nucleotides long. The record is from the annotation of a GenBank genome assembly. NCBI's taxonomy places the organism in Eukaryota, Metazoa, Arthropoda, Insecta, Coleoptera, Nitidulidae.
GUUAAUUUUAAAGUGAAAUAACAUCGACAUACAUAAUGAAAUCAUUUAUUUUACUUGUGAUUCUGAGCUGCCUUUUGGCCACUGCAUUUGGUGCCAACGAAGGGCAUUGUUAUUCGGAGGCUACAGGAAGACUUGAAUACAACCAGGUUCAAAAUUUGAAAAACUGCCAACAAGCUUUGUGCAAUGAGGAUGGUACUAUAGAUACAAAAGGAUGUCCUGAAUUGGAAGCAGGUGAUCGUGAACUUGUGCAAGAUGAUACUAAAGACUUUCCAGAAUGUUGCCCAACCGUUUAAUUUUAUAAAGAUAUUUGAUGAUAUUAGAUGUAGAUAAUCAUUUAAAAACAAAUAAAAAAUAUAAAAUAAAAUAAAAUAUGUUUCUAAAAUCUUGAAUUGUGCAUUAAACUGUCUAAAAUUAAAUUAAAAUGUUAAACUUGACUAAAAAUGUUCAAAACUUAAAAAUAAAACCCUA